This is a messenger RNA of Porites evermanni, 1056 nucleotides long. Lineage: Eukaryota; Metazoa; Cnidaria; Anthozoa; Scleractinia; Poritidae. The record is from the annotation of a GenBank genome assembly.
AUGGCAGGGUUUCGUGCAUCAUUGUGAGUAUUUCUUUCUUUAUUUAUUUUCAUGAGUUUGCCCUUCAGACUGCCAGUUACGAAGUUGAUUAAAUUAUAGUCUUUCUGUUUAUCUGUUUAUAGGAACGCUAGUCAAAAUGAAGAUCCCUAUUACAACGGGUAUUUAUUUGCGGCACGAAAUCAAACAAGGCCGCAGGGAAUCAACAACACCGGUAAUAGCCUGUAUGGUGUUAGCAUGGCUCAAAAUCAGCCUCCACUGCAUUAUCCAGCGAUGUUAAAUCCCUACCCGAUUUGCCAGAACCCUGUACCCGGUACUAGCAAUCACCUUCAGUUUGAACCAGACAGGGACAGCGCUAGUCCAACUCCAAGUGAAUCCUCGAACCGAAGCGACGAUCGUAACAAGCGCAGUAGCUGGUCGUUGACCGAAGAGAGAUGCUUAAUUGCCGCUUUUAAGGAGUACUACGAUAGACUUAAGUCUACAAAAAGCAGUCAAGCGAAAAAAAAAAUAUGGGAAGAUAUUUUGAAGCAGUUUCAAAGUAUGUGCUUUGACAAUGGCGUGGAAUCUGAAAAGUCAUUAGCGCAGUUAAAGGAGAAGUGGCGGGCGCUCUUGGAUAAAUACAAAAGCGUAUGUGAUAACAACAAUCGCACGGGAAGGGAACGGAAAACGUUCAAGCACUAUGAAGACAUCGACGAAUUUAUGGCUUCAUCAGACAAAGUGAAUCCAAGAUUUGUCAAGGAAACGAAAGCCCACCGACAGGAUUGUAGCUCUGAUGAUACCGACGAUAUUUUAUCGACCGGAAAUCAAGAUUGCAGUAAGAAACCAGAGAAACGGCCGCCCAGCUCUGCUGGAGGAGAUAGUGCGGAUGCAGAGACAACUGGAAAAACUGGGCAAAAGGAUGAAAAAGGACCAAAAAAGAAGAAGAAAAGGCUUAGCGGCGAUGACAUGGAGCUAGCAAUCCUUGACAUGAUGAAGUCACAGCAAGAAGCCAUCCAAAGAUCCGAAGAGAAUGACGAGAGAGUUUUUGAAGCUCUCCUCAAAUCUCAGGCAGAAGCGCAG